AUGUCGAAAGUCGAAGAAGGAAUUCGAAAAGUGCAGGAGACCCUCCAGGGCCUGUAUCCUCAUGACAAGAAGCUUGCCGACCUGGCGAAGGAUACGACGGAUAUCCAUACUGCUGGUUCGAUCACCACGGAUCAUGGAACCAAGGUCGAGAAUACAGAUGAAUGGCUAAAGGCAGCCGAUAGCUCGAGGUCUGGGCCGUCAAUGCUCGAGGAUCAGAUUGCUCGAGAGAAGAUCCACCGCUUUGAUCACGAACGAAUUCCCGAACGGGUUGUUCAUGCUCGUGGAACCGGUGCAUUUGGACAUUUUAAGCUAUUUGAAAGUGCUGCAGAUGUGACUUCGGCCGGUGUCUUGACGGACACGUCUCGUACCACACCUGUCUUUGCCCGGGUUUCUACCGUCCAGGGAAGUAAAGGAAGUGCAGACACCGUCAGAGAUGUCCGCGGUUUUGCCGUCAAGUUUUAUACUGAGGAGGGAAACUGGGAUCUCGUAGGGAAUAACAUUCCUGUCUUCUUCAUCCAGGAUGCCAUCAAGUUCCCUGACUUUGUUCACGCUGUUAAGCCAGAACCUCAUAAUGAAGUCCCCCAAGGCCAAACUGCUCAUAACAACUUCUGGGACUUUGUCUAUCUCCAUCCUGAGGCUACUCACAUGUUCAUGUGGGCCAUGUCUGACAGAGCCGUUCCACGAUCAUACCGUAUGAUGCAAGGCUUCGGAGUCAACACUUUUGUUCUCAUCAACAAAGAAGGGAAGCGCCAUUUUGUCAAGUUCCAUUGGACUCCAGAGCUCGGUGUUCACUCUCUUGUCUGGGAUGAAGCUCUCAAGCUCGGUGGCCAAGAUCCUGACUUCCACAGAAAGGACCUGAUGGAGGCCAUUGAUAACAAGGCCUAUCCCAAGUGGAAGCUCGGUAUCCAAGUCAUCCCUGACGAAAAGGAGCAUGAUUUUGAGUUUGAUAUCCUCGAUGCCACUAAGAUCUGGCCCGAAGAUUUGGUGCCGGUUAGAUACAUUGGUGAGAUGGAACUGAACCGUAACGUCGACGAGUUCUUCCCUCAGACAGAGCAAGUCGCCUUCUGUACCGGCCAUGUAGUCCCAGGCAUCGAUUUCUCAAACGAUCCCCUCUUACAGGGUAGAAACUUCUCUUACUUUGACACCCAACUCUCCCGUCUCGGAACCAAUUGGGAGGAGCUGCCCAUCAACCGUCCAGUGUGUCCCGUCAUGAACCACAACCGAGACGGACAGAUGCGCCAUAAGAUCACUCAGGGCACCGUCAACUACUGGCCAAACAGAUUCGAGGCAUGCCCUCCGGCCAAGGUUGGGGAGGGGUUCCAUUCUUUCCCUGAAAAGAUAAUGAGUAUCAAGCAACGCACUCUCAGCGCUAAGUUCCGUGAACACAUCAACCAAGCUCAGUUAUUUUACAACUCUCUCACCCCAUAUGAGAAGAAACACGUUCAGAACGCCCUAGCAUUCGAACUGGACCACUGUGAUGACCCAACCGUUUACACCCGUGUAGUCCUACGCCUGGCUGAAAUUGACCUCCCCCUCGCACAGGCAGUGGCACCUCUCGUUGGGGCAGAAACUCCCAAAUCUUCACCCCGUUCCAAUCCGGGCCAGAAAACAAUCAAUCUAAGCCAGGCAGAGAUUAACGAGUCCCAUCCCCAGGUCGGUACUGGUACACCAACAAUCAAAUCCCGGCGUAUUGCCAUUUUGAUCGGAGACGGCUACGAUCCAGUAGCAUUCAUUUCCGCCAAAACAGCAAUCAAAGCCGCCGGAGCCUUACCAUUCAUCAUUGGAACUAAACGCCAGCCCAUCUUUGCUGCACACCAGCACAGAGAAACGGAUAAGGGCAUCGUACCUGACCAUCAGUAUGAUGGUGCACGCUCGACCUUAUUCGACGCCACUUUCAUCCCUGGCGGCGAGCAUGUUCGCAUCCUAAGCAAGAUAGGCCAGAUCAGAUACUGGAUUUCUGAAUCAUUCGGCCAUUUGAAAGCUAUCGGCGCCACGGGUGAGGCAGUCAAUUUGGUCGCUCAAGUGCUAGGUAAUGACGUGCCGCAGCUUGACUUCGCCGACUCUUCUUCCGCUGGGGUUAUUGAGAGCUAUGGUGUGGUUACCAGUUGUAAGUUGCAUGAACCGGAGAGUUUGACGGAGGGAAUCAAGAUAUUCAAGGAUGCAGGUGAUUUCUUGGGUAAAUUCUUUUACCAUAUCUCUUGUCAUAGGAAUUAUGAGAGGGAGCUCGAUGGCCUAGCUGCUUCACUUGCUUGGUAA
Nannizzia gypsea CBS 118893 is the source of this 2256-nucleotide messenger RNA. RefSeq names its product catalase A. The coding region runs from base 1 to 2256 and encodes 751 amino acids. Gene Ontology annotation, biological process: hydrogen peroxide catabolic process; response to oxidative stress. Gene Ontology annotation, cellular component: cytosol. Lineage: Eukaryota; Fungi; Ascomycota; Eurotiomycetes; Onygenales; Arthrodermataceae. Gene Ontology annotation, molecular function: heme binding; catalase activity. The record is from RefSeq and is a predicted model, not a curated record. The transcript has 3 exons.